AUGAAACUAUCCGUUUCCAACCUAACUCUCUUCCUCUCACUGUUAUCAUCUGGCACAGUCGAGUCCGGAGAUCCUUUGGAAUCGCUCAUCAGAAACGGAUGGCUGAUGAUCCGGGAUUACGGCGAGAAGGUGAUCGCGAACAUCGCCAUUCCCAGAACUUCCGAUAUUCCUGAAGGCGUUGGCGCUUUUCAGUUGGAUCCUGAUAAAAAGAAGGCUCUGGACACUAUUUCACAGGUUCGCAAGGGGCUGAACAAUGGGUUUGGCCUGAGAUCCGAUCGUAUAACUGCUCGAACCUUUCAGAUGAUGAAUACUUGCCCCCAAGUUUUUCCAAUUCAAGAUCUGAAAGGUCUUUGGCAUGCGACACGUAUCAGCAAAAGAAUGCUGCACACGACCUUCAACGACAUCGACGAAGUCAUUCAAAAACUAUCAUCUGGACAAUCGGUCAGCUCUCGAAAGUCUCUAUUUUCCCUCUUCCAAUCCGAUCCGAUAAUGAGAUGUUUCCAGAUGAACGGUGAGUGUUCUGCCCUUUGAAUCCUUCUGAUUUCUCUUUUUCUCAGUGCUGGAUGACACGCCGUCUUCUCCGUUCGAAUUCUCAUAUGUCUCCACAGACAGCCAACGCAAAUCCAUCAUCGGGCAAGUCUCCCGUGCCUCCCCAUCCCAACUGUCUCUCCAUUUGGCUUCCAUAAUUGACAUCCCGCUCUCGGCCGUCCACGUCACUCCGACAUCUCUGAUCCUCUCGCAAACCGACACUAUUCCCGCGCCGUGCGACAGUUAUCUCGUGCUUCGCAGAAAUCCGAACACUUCCGCGGAUCCUGGAAUCGACGAGAUUCUGUCGAGUCUCGGUGCCACCUCGGCCUCCAACCCCAUUAUACAUUUGACCCAUUGUAAUGAUUUACCCGCUAAAAUCCCAUCCGAAACUCAUUCGAUUAUUAGGCCAGCUUCACAAGUUUCUGCUGAUUCAAAAUCUCGAUUUACUACCAAAUUGUUAUGAAGUUAUGUGUUAUUUUUUCAAUUUUCUCCCCCCAAAACACAAGUUUUUGCUUUCAGCUUCUGGGUGUUACAACACUGAAAAAAAACAGACAGAAAACCAGAACGGCGAUAAAAAUCGUAUCAUUUUGUUGUUGUUUUUGAGAACGACCCAUUUGAAGCUUUUUGUUCAAAUAUAAAAAGAGAAGAGCCGCCCGGAACAGUCACUUCACCCUCAACUUUUUCUCUUUAUUCCGAACUUGCAAGUAAGUCCGACUCUUCCGUUCUUAUAAUCUUCUGAAUUAUUGUAGAGAUGAAGCUUCUUCUGAUCUUGGCAUCUUCUGUUCUGAUCCUCUCGGUUGAUGCGGACUAUGCGAGCGGAGGAAGUGGCGGAGGAGGAGGCUACUCUGGAGGGGCUCCACCCGCCGAGUCUGCUCCUGGACCAGCAGCGGAGCCAGCGUCUGCUCCCGAAGCUGCCCCUGCUCAAGCUGGCGACGCCGGAGGAUACGCAACUGCCGCUGGAGGUGGUGGUGGAGGAUCUUACCCGGCCAAGAAGCGAGUUGCCCGUGCCUACGCAGAAGGUGGACCUGCCGGAUCUUCGAUAUCUACCGAUGCUGCUCCAGCUGAGCCGGCCUCUGCUCCUGAAGCUGGCCCUGCUCCUGAAGCUGGCCCUGCUCCUGAAGCUGGCCCUGCUCCUGAGGCAGCUCCAACCGCCAAUGCUGGAGGAUACGCAGCUGCCGCCGGAGGAGGAGGUGGAGGGUCUUACCCGGCCAAGAAAGUGAUGAGAUUCUCCCGCAUUGCCGUCUAA
Messenger RNA from Caenorhabditis sp. 36 PRJEB53466, 1774 nucleotides. Lineage: Eukaryota; Metazoa; Nematoda; Chromadorea; Rhabditida; Rhabditidae. The record is from the annotation of a GenBank genome assembly.